AUGAGUAUCAAUAAACAACAACAACAACAACGCUCGUCGACGAUGGUAUCUGAUGCGAACACUCCUGAUGUUAGUCCACAUCACAAGUUCCAAACCAAUCCAAACAACUUGGGCAAACCACCCGAGUGCUUCAUCUGUAUAGCCGACAAUGUAACAGGUCUCUCAUUGCCAGACAAGUUCUCCAUAUGUACAAAGUGUAACAAGUUGGCACAUACUAGAUGUAUACCACAACUCAACAACAGUACACUGAUAUGUCGUGGAGUAGAUGGCAAGGAUAAACAACACAACAAGUCAUCAUCAUUAUUGAAGUUGUUCACAAGCAAAUAUACAUUUGAAAAGUAUGGAGAACAGAUGGUGGAGAAUGGAGACUAUUCAUUCGAGCAUAUAAAGACAUGGAUACAGAUGUUUGCUCAAGAGGACAACGGAAAGCAUAUCUACAAGCGGAAGUACUAUGCAUUGUUCAAUAAUCUGGUAGUCAAUGAUCAAACAUUUGCUUAUAUUCUCUCUCUUCAAAGUGAUUCGCCAAGGAGUGUUCCAACGCACUCAUCACCUGAUCAUAGCCACAACCACUCGCACAGCCACAACCACAGUCACAGCCAAACUAGUCAUAGUCGCAAUCAUAGCCAUGGACAAGUACUCAAUCAAACAUUCACGUUGGCAUUGCCAGACCUCAAGAGCAUGGUGAUCUCAUCGUCAUUGCACUUUAGUCUGGCAUCACGCAAUGACACUGGCCAAUUCAUCAUGUUGUCAAUAUUGUAUCAUCUGGUAUUCACGCCACAGAACAUUGUACACUUUCUAAACAUCGAGUCAUUGAACACAUUAUGCAACCUGUAUACAUUCUAUCUCCAGACACUCAAGGCUAUACCAUCAACACUAUCCACAUCAUCCAACUCCAUCAUCAUCUCAUCAUCAUCAUCUUCCAAUGAUGACAAGCGAACCAUCAGUAGUAUAAGUGCAUUGUCAUUGAAGUUAUUCGCCAUAUUCUUACAAUUGAUCAAUGGACAUGUCAUGGUCAACCUGUACGCUGACAGGGACUUGCUAAGGGGCAAGCUGGAUAGCGAAGAGCUGGGCGCAAGUGAUCGAGUCAUGGAGCUUCUAUCCACAUGUUUCAAGCGAGAGCCAUAUCGAACUUUGAUUGAGGGCCAUCCAGGUUGGUUGGAAUUGAUCGUGGAGUACUCAUCCAGGACAUCAUGCAAAUUGCAUAGAGAGUUGUUGUUGGAUAGCGUCACAUUUACUCGCCAGCUGUAUAAGUCAAUGUUGUGCACGGUGUAUCGAGGCGUGUUUGAGGGUCGAGAGGUUGCCGUCAAGCAAUUGCCCACAGAUGGAUUGGGAUUCGACUGGGAGCUGUUCCAUCGCGAGGUGGCAACCAUCUGUAUAUCACAACAUCCAAGCGUCAUCCGAUUCUUUGGCGCGUACACUGGCAACAGCACUGGCAAGGACCCAUUCAUCGUCACCGAGCACUGCAGUCGCGGUAGCAUUGUUGCCGCGCUCGAGUCAUAUGUCGAGGAGCAUCGCCAGCCACCUCCCAUCGAGUUGUUGGUCAGGAUGUCAAUCGAGGCGGCACAAUCACUGGACUUCUUGCACUCCAAGUUCCUCAUACACAGGGAUAUCAAACCUGAUAACUUCUUGGUCAAAGAUGAUUUCAGCGUCAAACUGAUUGACUUUGGCACGACCAAAGUAGCGCCACACAAGCUCAAGAUGACCGUUGUUGGCACACCUAUAUACAUGGCACAAGAAGUCAUCAAUGGCGAGAGCUACACUCAAUCAGCAGACAUCUACUCUUUUGGAUUUGUACUCUACGAGCUUUUCACAAGACAGUUGCCAUUUGCUAGUAUGGCUGAUUUUGAGCGAUUGGAAUUGGUCUCAAAGGGUGGAAGACCAAAGAUACCAAAUUCAGUACCAUCAUCAAUCGCCAAACUAAUCAAUAUUUGUUGGCACACUGAUCCAAUGCGAAGACCAAGCUCACGUGGCGUACUCCAAGCACUAUAUAUGGCAUUACGAUCAAUCUCAUCAAAGGUAACAAUGGUAGAUAUACACUACUCAUCGUCAUUGGCAUCAUCCACAUCAUCAUCAAGGAGGUCAUCCAGGUCAUCAAUCCCAACUUGA
Acytostelium subglobosum LB1 is the source of this 2106-nucleotide messenger RNA. RefSeq lists its product as hypothetical. NCBI's taxonomy places the organism in Eukaryota, Evosea, Eumycetozoa, Acytosteliales, Acytosteliaceae. The transcript has 8 exons. Gene Ontology annotation, molecular function: ATP binding; protein kinase activity. The record is from RefSeq and is a predicted model, not a curated record. Gene Ontology annotation, biological process: protein phosphorylation. The coding region runs from base 1 to 2106 and encodes 701 amino acids.